AUGAGCGGAAGUGGUACGCAGCAAGCGGCGCACUCGCUGGCUUUCAGGGUAAUGAGGCUGUGCCGGCCGACGUUGCAUGUCGACACCUCCCCUCUCAAAUUCGAUCCUUGCGAUCUGCUCUUUGGCGAGGACCUUUUCGAUGAUCCCGUCGCCGCCUCCCACCUCCCUCGUCUGCUGGAUAGCAUUAAUGUUGGCCAAUCAUACAACAAUUCCACUGAUCCCUCCGAUUUCAGCUACCGCACCAGAUUCCUCCUCCAACAACCUUCCGACUCCCUCGGCCUUCCCGGACUUCUCGUCCUCCCCCAAUCCUUUGGGUACAGUUUUGCUAUUUAG
Messenger RNA from Fraxinus pennsylvanica, 333 nucleotides. The record is from the annotation of a GenBank genome assembly. NCBI's taxonomy places the organism in Eukaryota, Viridiplantae, Streptophyta, Magnoliopsida, Lamiales, Oleaceae.